CAUUUCCGGAACACCGGUAUUCACUCCUGAUUGAUUCUCUGCAGUUGCAGUUUGUUUGAUGAGGAGAGGUACAGUCGGAGUAGCCAGCUAGGGACAUUGUUAUUGAUAGCAUGCCCUGACAUUUUCCAUCGAAGGGGCUUGCAUGGUGGGCGACGGUCGUCUGAAUUAAGGUGACUGUCCAAUGGCUUCCUGUGCACCAAGGCUAAAAAGAGACUGACUCCUCCUAAGAUUUUGAAACAGCUGGAUUGUGCUUCUUGAGACAGUACUCAUUGACAAGUCAAUCACCAAUGAUGUAAAAAUAAAAUGAAGACAUAGCGAGCUACUUCAGACUUCCUAAUUUUAGGAGUGUCCGUUUCAUUUAGGCAUUUUACCACACAGAAGGUGUGCCAGAGGAUACAAAGAGGACCAAAAAGUUGUAAAACAAACUAACUGGAAGAUGUUUUCAGCUUUGAAGAAGCUGGUGGGCUCUGAGCCUGGACAGCUGAGGGACAAAAAUAUUCCUGCUGGACUGCAGUCAAUGAACCAGAGUCUGCAAAGAAGGUUUGCCAAGGGAGUGCAGUACAACAUGAAAAUUGUCAUCCGUGGUGACCGAAACACGGGCAAGAGUGCCCUGUGGCAUCGAUUACAGGGAAAGAAGUUUCUAGAAGAGUACAUUCCCACACAGGAGAUUCAAGCCACCAGCAUCCACUGGAACUACAAAACAACAGAUGACAUUGUCAAGGUGGAAGUCUGGGAUGUGGUGGACAAAGCAGGGAAAGGGAAGAAGCGAGGAGAAAAUCUGAAACUGGAAAACGAACCCCAGGAGUCUGACACUGAGAUGGCUCUGGAUGCUGAAUUCUUGGAUGUCUACAAAAACUGCAACGGCGUUAUCAUGAUGUUUGACAUCACAAAACAGUGGACUUUUAACUACAUCAUGAGAGAGCUCCCCAAGGUACCAACCCAUGUGCCAGUGUGUGUGCUAGGAAACCAGAGGGACAUGGGUGAACACCGGGUUAUCCUGCCUGAUGACACACGGGAGUUCAUAUCGAACCUGAACAGACCCCCUGGUUCCUCCUACAUCCAUUAUGCAGAGUGUUCAAUGAAGAAUGGCUUUGGUCUCAAGUAUCUCCACCGUUUCUUUAACAUCCCCUUUCUACAACUCCAGAGGGAGACUCUCCUUAGACAGCUUGAGACCAACCAGCUGGACAUAGAUGCCACUUUAGAGGAACUCAAUGUUCAGCAGGAGACUGAGGACCAGAACUAUGACAUUUUCAUGGAUAUGAUGGAGGCCAAGGGGAAAGGAUAUAACUCUCCCUCCAAUGGCCAGAGUCCCUCUUCAGGCUCCCAGUCGCCCAUUGUCCCCCAGAGUGGACCCUCCACUCCUGGGGCAUGCUCAAGCCCCUGCACCCCCCAGCCCCCACUCCCACCCCAGACUGUACCUACCCCAAGCCCAGCCCAAGUACCUACUCCUUAUAAUGCUAAUCCCCCUCAGCAACCUGCCUCUUCUACUGGCCCAGGUCAGACACAGCAUCCCCUGGCUUCCCCACAGAACAUGGAGGCGGCCCAUCAGUCCACCCAGUCGCCCAGUGGUGGCCAGGUGACCGCUCCCCAGAAACGGGGCUUCAUGUCAAGGCUGUUUGGAUCUGCCAUCCCUGAGACAUCACCUAAAACGGAUGGCCUAGGGUCAGAUUGCGGCCAGCCCACGGGAAAUAUCCAAAAUGUGGAUGACUUUGUACCAGAGGUGGGCCUGGACCGGAGUUUCCUGGAGGAAGGGGCUUCAGGAGCUAAAGCCAAGGAGAAGGCCCGCAAAGCAGCUAAUAUGGACAGUGACAGUGAUGGGGAGGGCAGAGGAGGAAACCCCAUGGUCUCAGGGUUCCAGGAUGAUUUGGAUCCUGAAGAACUGUGCCAAGCUGUGCCUAAGGCCAUGGCUGCUCCCAGUCUGGGCAUCACCCUAACCAGUGAUGAAGAGGAAGAGGCCACCAUAGCACCCAAACCCAACCUGGAUGGAGGCUCAAGUCUGGACAGUAAACUUCUCAGAAAAAGAAUCUCUUCCAAUGGAGCAAAGACUCAAAACACAACAGGAGAGUCCAAGACACCCACAGGCCUAAAGAUGGAGCCUGUGUCUUUUCUAAAUCCCACCCCAGUCCCAGUGCAGUCUAACCGGGUAAACAAGAAGGAAGCAGACAAAGACUCAGAUACCGAUCAAGAGGCCCAUGUGUCCAAGCAGAUGCUCUCUUUUGUCAUGGAUGACCCAGACUUCGAGAGUGAAGAAUUUGAGACAUCUAAGAAAAAGGAGCAUACCAUUUUACAAGACGAUCCAUCUGACCUAUCCGAUGACAGCUUUGUACCCAGGACAACACUGGACCUUCUCAAACCCACUGUCCUUUCUUUGAAGAGCCAGCCGCAGAACGAAGUGGACUUGUUUGGCCUAGGCUUCCAGAAAGGGGCGUCCAAGAGCAAAGACAGCAGUGAGGACCAAGACGAUAAAGACAGUAGACACUCAAUAAAAGAUAAGAAGAAAAAGAAGAAGAAAAGUAAAGAGGAUGAUGACAAAAGCAGCAAAAAGCGACACAAACAGAAGAAAAAAGAAAAAGAGGACUCAGAAAAUGGGGACGAGAAAGAGAAAAAGAAAAAAAAGUCUAAAACCAAGAAAAGCGGGAACGCUGAUGACCUUGAGUCCUUCCUAGGAGGGGGGGACGGACUAGUUAAAGGUGAGGGCGGAGACUAUGAGGAGCUGUAAAACGGAUCUUUCCAAUCCCGGUACUAGUCUGCAGUGUAAUAUCAUGAAUACGAUGGUGUUAUGACCACCUGACUAUUGGCUAAAUAACCAUGGAUCUGCACCUUCAACUGAUUUCAUCUCACUCUUCCAGAGACCACAUUGUGGUACCUAUUUUUAUCAUUAUGAGUUUAACUUUGUGUUUAUUUAAUAUUCUGUUACACUUUAAACACAAUGCUACGUUGACGCAACAAACACUUAAGUUUGACACAGCUGUAGCUCAUGUUGGGAUGCCUUCUGGUCAAACUUAAAGGACAAAACAACUUGUUUUUAGAUUGAAGUGAUCAUUCUUGGGUAACAUACAGUAUUCAUUAAAUGUUCUAGCUACUUUCCAUUUCUGUCGACUUUUUUCAUUAGGUACAGUAGAUUGCUGAACUAACAGAUCUGGAUAAAGCUUUUAAAAUUGACCUCAGUCAAGAGU
This is a messenger RNA of Hypomesus transpacificus, 3176 nucleotides long. RefSeq names its product RAB, member RAS oncogene family-like 6a (gene rabl6a). Gene Ontology annotation, molecular function: GTPase activity; GTP binding. The transcript is spliced from 16 exons. The record is from RefSeq and is a predicted model, not a curated record. Gene Ontology annotation, cellular component: cytosol; nucleus. Lineage: Eukaryota; Metazoa; Chordata; Actinopteri; Osmeriformes; Osmeridae. Bases 437 to 2719 code for a protein of 760 amino acids.